AUGAGAUUUGGAAACGCCUUGUACCUAGCCGUUGCUGCUCUGGCUGCUGCCGCGCCAGUAGAGCAGACAAACAACGUUGUGGAUCCCCACAACAGGCUCUGGAAGGACAGUGAAGAAUCAACCAAUGUCGUCGAUCCUCACAACAGACUGUGGAAGGACAGCGAAGACUCAGUCAACGUUGUUGAUCCUCACAACAGACUGUGGAAGGACAGCGAAGACUCGGUCAACGUUGUGGAUCCUCACAACAGACUGUGGAAAGACAGUGAAGACUCGGUCAACGUUGUGGAUCCCCACAACAGACUGUGGAAGGACAGUGAAGACUCGGUCAACGUUGUGGAUCCUCACAACAGACUGUGGAAAGACAGUGAAGAAUCGACCAAUGUCGUCGAUCCUCACAACAGGCUCUGGAAGGACAGUGAAGAAUCGACCAAUGUCGUCGAUCCUCACAACAGACUGUGGUAA
Molecule: messenger RNA, 462 nt
Organism: Trichoderma aggressivum f. europaeum
Lineage: Eukaryota; Fungi; Ascomycota; Sordariomycetes; Hypocreales; Hypocreaceae
Exons: 1
Coding region: 1-462 (153 amino acids)
Source: RefSeq, a predicted model, not a curated record